AUAACCUCUCUUUGCCCUACUGUUACUUACGCCAUCGUACCUUUUCCCAUUUGUGCUUCGAGCCUGUUGCAUCGUUGCACCGUUUUAGCGACGUUUGUCCAUCCAAGAGCAAGCAUAAAGAAAAAAUGCCCCGUGAAAUCAAGGAAAUCAAGGACUUCCUGUUGAAGGCGCGGAGGAAGGAUGCUAAAUCUGUCAAGAUAAAGAAAAAUGCUGAGAAUGUGAAAUUCAAAGUACGCUGUUCACGGUUCCUUUACACUCUUGUCAUUACGGAUAAGGAAAAGGCGGAGAAACUGAAACAGUCGUUGCCUCCAGGUCUGCAGGUUAAGGAAGUAAAACGAAGUGAGCGUAUGUAAAUGAAGAAAUAAAGAAACUUAAAAUAUCCUGUUUGUCAUUGA
This is a messenger RNA of Orussus abietinus, 395 nucleotides long. It is a transcript of the gene RpL38, whose product is annotated as 60S ribosomal protein L38. Lineage: Eukaryota; Metazoa; Arthropoda; Insecta; Hymenoptera; Orussidae. Gene Ontology annotation, biological process: protein-RNA complex assembly; translation. The transcript has 5 exons. The record is from RefSeq and is a predicted model, not a curated record. Gene Ontology annotation, cellular component: ribosome; cytosolic large ribosomal subunit. Bases 126 to 353 code for a protein of 75 amino acids. Gene Ontology annotation, molecular function: structural constituent of ribosome.